GUGCCACGUCGUGUUUCAGUGCGCCCAGCCACAAAACUAACGCCAAACGCGAAAGAAACCGAAAAAGAAAUUUUGAAAUAUUCUUAAAAUAUUUAUCCGAAUUGAGCGAUAGAGUUCGAAUUUAAAUUAUAUAACAAUAAUAAGCAGCCAAGUGAAACCUCAGCAGUCAUGCAGGUUUUCGAUAACAAUAUGCGGCGUGCCUCACGACGUGCUUCAUUGCGACGUGGCUCGAUUUCGGCUCUGCCACAAAAAUCAGCGGAGAUUCCAUGGGACAUAUUUGAGAGACUAUCGAUGCCAUUUCUGUUCUGCCAGGCGGCGGCGAUUGUCAGUUCACAUCUGCUGCAUGCACUGAAUAUUUCCAAUAUUUCCACAUUUGCCGUCUUCGUUUGGUUUGCUUUGUCCACUGUUGGAGCUGUGCUCUUCUACCACUUUGUGAAGGUAUCUGCACCAGGCAAAGGAGUGUUAAUUACUGGAUGCGAGUCGCCAUUGGCCUGGUAUCUGGCUAAGAAAUUGGAUGAUCUGGGCUUUACGGUUUAUGCGGGCUUCAACACACCCAUCGAUGAUUCUGACGAGGCAAAGAUAUUAAAGGAGGAGACUUCGGGACGCAUGAAAUUGUUGCACGUUGAUGUUACCUCCGAGACAAGCCUUUUAGAAGCGGCACGUUAUGUUUCCCAACAUUUGCCUCAUGGUGCCGAAGGCCUUUGGGCUUUGGUGCAUUGCGCCCAUUGGAUUGCCCUCGGUGAACUCGAGUGGAUACCAUUCGCGGUGCUGCGCAAAAGCUUGGAUCUCAAUCUACUCGCCAUGACAUCUGUGGAGAAAUACUCGCGCCAGGCUGCUGAUAUUCAGCCCACGUUGCGCGUUCUCAUCGAUGCCGUUACCAGGACCUUCCCCAUGGCCCGUUACACCCCCGUGACUGCCACCGAGAAGCUGCAAAUUUUCCUGGCCGAGCACUUGGCGCCCUCACUGUACGAGUCCAUCUAUGGCGAGCAAAAGAAAUUUGUCUAUUAAGUUAUUUCGCAGUCCGCUUCCGUUCACACCCUUCUCUUCCCCCUGCACCUACCCCUGCUCCCAUGACGUCGUUGUUUUGCCUCUCCGAAUUGUUUUGUUUCCUUCGAUUCUUUAUUGCUUAUUUUAUCUAUUGCUCCGCUGUUCACCAAAGCGCAUUUAAAAAAAUAAAGCAAAACAUUGUCCGUCAUUUUGAGCAUUUAGCGUUUGUCUUGUAUUUAUUACUUCUUCUCUUUUUCAUUACUUUAUUCUUUGAUUUCCUUUUGUUUCUUUUUUUAUACGGAUAUAUUGUGCGUCAGUAUAAUUAUGUUUGUUUAUUUUUAGUUUCUAGCGCGAAUUGUAAUACUUAUAUUCAUAAAAACGAUAAAUAAAACCAAUGAUAACAUGAAAA
Molecule: messenger RNA, 1396 nt
Organism: Drosophila innubila
Lineage: Eukaryota; Metazoa; Arthropoda; Insecta; Diptera; Drosophilidae
Product: estradiol 17-beta-dehydrogenase 2
Exons: 7
Coding region: 169-1008 (279 amino acids)
Source: RefSeq, a predicted model, not a curated record